Molecule: messenger RNA, 1659 nt
Organism: Mangifera indica (mango)
Lineage: Eukaryota; Viridiplantae; Streptophyta; Magnoliopsida; Sapindales; Anacardiaceae
Product: PI-PLC X domain-containing protein At5g67130-like
Exons: 9
Coding region: 135-1436 (433 amino acids)
Biological process (GO): lipid metabolic process
Molecular function (GO): phosphoric diester hydrolase activity
Source: RefSeq, a predicted model, not a curated record
AAAAAUAUUCUCAGGUUGAAUAUACCAUGAGCAUAUUCAUUUCUAAGAAAAUGACAAUGAAUUUAAGUAAAUUAAUCAGAUAAUGUUUCAGAUGUGGCCUAAAAACACGGAUUAGUUAGCAGUUUUCAUAAAAAAUGGAACUAUUUAUCUCCUUAUUUUCCACUUCUAAUUCUUGGCGUUUCUCUUUCAACCAUGCUCUUUCUCUCUCUAUGACGCCAACAUCAAUUUCAUCAAUGCAGAAGUUCGUCUCUGUCAUCAUCGUAACAACUCUUCUCUUCAGUCUUUCCUCCGCUCUUAAGGAGGGACAGACAUGUGUAGCUAAUAGCAACUGUGGCUCGGGUUUACACUGUGAAACCUGUGUUGCUGAUGGGAACCCGCGGCCGAGAUGCACCCGAAUUCAGCCCUUCAACCCCACCUCACAGGUGAAGGGAUUGCCAUUUAAUCGGUACUCAUGGCUGACGACUCACAACUCGUAUGCGAGACUCGGAGUGAAGUCUGCAACUGGGUGGGUGAUUAUUGCUCCCACCAAUCAGCAGGACUCCAUAACCAGCCAGCUCAAUAAUGGUGUUAGAGGUUUAAUGCUCGAUAUGUAUGACUUCAAGAAUGACAUCUGGUUGUGUCAUUCCUUUGGAGGGCAAUGCUAUGACAAUACAGCUUUUCAACCGGCUGUAAAUGUUCUGAAAGAGGUGCAAAAAUUUCUCGAAGGAAAUCCAACAGAGAUUGUCACUAUUAUCAUUGAGGACUAUGUAACAUCGCCAAAUGGGCUUACUAAUGUAUUUGUUGCUGCUGGUCUUGCGAAAUACUGGUUUCCAGUUACUCGAAUGCCCAAAAAUGGAGGAGAUUGGCCAACGGUUGAUGAUAUGAUUCGGAACAAUCAACGUUUGUUGGUUUUUACUUCAAAGUCUGCUAAAGAGGCUUCAGAAGGGAUUGCCUAUCAAUGGAGGUACAUGGUAGAGAACCAAUAUGGAAAUGGUGGGAUGGUGGCUGGUUCAUGUCCAAACCGCGCAGAAUCACCUGCCAUGAACACACAAUCAAGAUCUUUAGCCCUAGUGAAUUACUUCCCUGAUGUGCCUGACUUUCCCCAAGCUUGCAAAUACAAUUCAGCUCCAUUGAUAAGCAUGCUAAACACAUGUUAUGAAGCUGCAGGCAAGCGAUGGCCUAAUUUCAUUGCUGUCGACUUUUACAAGAGGAGUGAUGGUGGGGGAGCGCAUGAAGCUGUCGAUGAGGUUAAUGGCCACCUCGUUUGUGGUUGCGGAAAUGUCGCCAAUUGCAAGGCAAAUAUGACUUAUGGGGUAUGUGACCUGCCUGAAGUCAGUGUCAGCCCUGCAUCUGGAGAAGCAGUAACAAAUGAAUCCAGCUUCAUAUACCCAAAUAGAAGAUCAGUUCAAUUGCGGUGGUUGGUUUUAGCAGCCUCAGUGACAAUUCUUUGUUUAUAACAUGGGAAAAUGAUGUCUUUUUAACCUACAGAUAGUUGUUUUCGGAUAGUUGUGACUAAAAUAUUAUUGCAAAUCCAGCUUUUUGUAUCUUAAGGAUGUAAGUUGGAUUUCACCUGUCGACGCAGUGAGGGACAUGGAAUUAGUAUCAAUUCUUAUGUAUAUUCUGUUCUUUUAUUAGUGGCUUCAAUGUGAAGCGUGAACAUAGUGCUUUUAGAACCUGCAA